AUGGUACGGUACCUACUAUUAGUUUCCAUCAUCUACAGCAAAUCCAAUGCAAAAUGGCUUGUAGUAAUUAGUAACGAAACUGACCACUUCAAUAUGCACUUCAUCAUCAUGCAGAUUUUGUCGUCCACUUCUCAGUUCAGGUACCUUCUGAUCUCCAAGAAAUCCCGAUGAAUCAUGCUGAUGUUUCGAAGCCAUCCCAGUCACUACCGUAAUCCUGCUACCAUGUACCUUGUAGAUAUCUUGGGUCAAUUCAAUCUGUCUGGCACCUAUUGCACGCCUUCGACGAAUCGUGUUGUGACUUUCAUCCAGUCAGUGAAAGCCAGCCUUCGUCAUUGGCGUGUACAACAUCCGUUUCUGCAUCGUCCAUGUUCAGUACACGAAGCGAGUAGCGAGUUCUGGGAGGAGGUUGUGAUGGUACGAAAAUUAUUUUGUUUGCCAGUCUAUGCAAUCAUCCAGCGAUCCAUACGUAAGAUUCUUGUUUCGAGUGUUCAACGGACUCCGACCUGCAGGGAUCGCCUACAUUGGUCUGAGUGACACAAAUCCUUUCACAUUCCUCUGCCUCAGCAACAUCCGUAACGAUUUCGUCAAAAAGGUCUGUGUAGCCAGCAGUUGAUAGUCGCAUAAAAUUGCAUUUCGAAGACGACAUCGGCACAUCCAAAGAGAUUUUAGUGGCUCCAUAGAGGACAGCUUCAUGAAGGGGAAGAUCAGCAUCAGAUACGGCUUUUUUGUAGCCAACAAGAAGGCACUGGGCUUUUUCGUCAUUGUUGAUAAAAUAGUUGAAUCCAGCGCAUUCCGACUGUGCUAGGCAUCUCAAAGAACACUCUCCCAAGCUUAGCACGUCGAAUUGACCAAGAACGUUCCCUUGUACAACGCUGUAGUUCUCGAUCACAAAAUUGUGGUAUGCAGCUGAAAAAUGGCAAAAUGAAAAACAAAAUUGUAAGUGGAACCCAAGCAGAACUGUAUCUGCAUGAUAUACGGAGUUUCUAA
Messenger RNA from Haemonchus placei, 987 nucleotides. Lineage: Eukaryota; Metazoa; Nematoda; Chromadorea; Rhabditida; Trichostrongylidae. The record is from the annotation of a GenBank genome assembly.